Molecule: messenger RNA, 1701 nt
Organism: Pistacia vera
Lineage: Eukaryota; Viridiplantae; Streptophyta; Magnoliopsida; Sapindales; Anacardiaceae
Product: bifunctional aspartokinase/homoserine dehydrogenase
Exons: 13
Coding region: 50-1192 (380 amino acids)
Biological process (GO): aspartate family amino acid biosynthetic process
Molecular function (GO): aspartate kinase activity; homoserine dehydrogenase activity
Source: RefSeq, a predicted model, not a curated record
CUCCGAACACGCAAGAACAGAAACCUGAAUGUGAAGCAACAACUGAAAGAUGACAACAAUGAAGAAUAUACCUCUGAUUCUGAUGGGAUGCGGAGGCGUUGGACAACAGCUCCUCCAACACAUUGUCUCCUGCCGAUCUUUUCACGCUAAAAUGGGAGUCCAUUUGCGAGUGGUGGGAAUAUGUGACAGUAAAUCGAUGGUGGUUUCGUCGGAUGUUUUGACAAGAGAGCUAAAUGAUAACUUAAUCUCCCAAGUUUGCCGUGUCAAGUCCAAUCGUUCUUCUCUCUCAACACUUACUGCUUUUGGUGAAUGCCAAGUGUUUAUGGAUUCUGAAUUAAGAGGGAAAUUUUUGGACAUUGCAUCUCUUCUCAGUAAAGUGACAGGUUUGGCCUUUGUGGAUUGUUCUGCCAGUUCUGAGACUGUUGGAGUGUUAGCCCAAGUGGUGGAUUUGGGUUGUUGCAUUGUCCUGGCAAAUAAGAAGCCUCUUACUUCUACAAUGGAGGAUUAUGACAAAUUAGUCUCACAUCCACGCCGCAUUCGGCAUGAGUCGACGGUUGGUGCUGGCCUUCCUGUCAUAGCAUCUCUAAAUCGGAUGAUUUUAUCAGGAGACCCUGUCCAUCGUAUUGUUGGAAGUUUGAGUGGUACAUUGGGGUAUGUAAUGAGUGAGGUUGAAGAUGGGAAGCCUCUAAGCCAAGUUGUUAAAGCUGCAAAAAGCCUAGGAUACACAGAACCAGAUCCACGUGAUGACCUCAGUGGGAUGGAUGUUGCCAGGAAGGCUUUGAUCCUUGCUCGGCUUCUUGGGAGGAGAAUCAACAUGGGUAGCAUCAAAAUUGAAAGCUUGUACCCUGAAGAAAUGGGACCCAAUGCAAUGUCAGUUAAAGACUUUUUGAGCACCGGGCUUCCAUUGCUCGAUAAAGAUAUUGGGGAGAGAGUUAGAAAGGCUUCUCUUUAUGGGAAUGUGCUUCGUUAUGUCUGUAUGAUCGAGGGCUCAAGCAGGGUUGAAGUUGGCAUUCAAGAGCUUCCUAAGGACUCUCCUUUGGGAAGAUUAAGAGGAAGUGACAAUGUGUUGGAAAUAUACAGUCGUUGUUAUGGUGAACAACCAUUAGUCAUUCAAGGUGCUGGAGCUGGAAAUGAUACAACAGCAGCUGGUGUACUGGCGGAUAUCCUUGAUAUUCAGGAUUUAUUUCCUUGAAAGAAAUUGUGCUCCUUAGUUAGAAGAUAGUUGGAAUCGCAGUUGCUAGUAAAAUUAUCAGGUGGUGUUGCUUUUGCCACAUCAGUUUUAGCAACAACGGGCGAUGUCUCUAGAUCAGGCGAUGAAAACUCUUGGGAGCUGAAAAAUAAAAACCUAAAAGCUGGACCCAACAAGAAAAUUAAAUGAUAAGAAUCUCAACCCACUUUUGUGUUAAGAGUCUUCCUGUGGCAAUAACUUUUACGGGCCAGGAGUUCUGGAUGAGUCUCCAAUUGGGAAGAUGAAAUUUCUCUGUAGCUUUGGUGGAAAAAUGAGAGACUGCGAAACUGACUUAGAGUCUUGUAAAUGUGAAGGGACUAACACCAUUCAAAUCGUUUGCAUGUGAAUGUGAAUGGUCGUCUUUACUUGAAAAUUAAUCAAGUUUGUAUUAGACUUUUGGAUGCUCGAAUUACAUGAUGCCCCAAUUACAUGUGAAUGUGUUUAAUAAUAUUUCAUCAUGUCAAAACCUUUGG